AUGGGCGACGACUUGGACGAUGGGCUCUUGCUGGACGAGCAUCUGAUUGCCCAGUCCGACGAUGAACAAGCACCUGCGGUACCAGAUGCUGUAGAUGCAACCACGCAGAAAAAGCGCAAGCGUCGCGAGCAUGCCAAAACGCAACGCCGAAAAAAGGCGGCGGUACGACAGGAGCAGUCCGAAGCGGCGCUGACGGUGGCGCAGCAGCCGUCCGACAUCCAAGCAGACUUUUUGCGCACGACGCAACGCAAAGCUUUUCCCAAGCUGAGCGAUCUUGAGCUUCAAGAGACAGGUGUGCCUGCCGCAUGCAUGGCCGAGACAUACACGUUUGAGCGGGAACGUACGCUCGAGCACAUGCCUGCAUUUGUGCGGCAAUUUUUUCCACUGCCUGACACGCUAUCCAGUGAGUGCGGUGCACCGCACGUCCUUGUGGUGGCGGGAAAUGCACAGCGCGCCGCUGACAUCGCGCGUGUGUUGCGAGUGCUUCUGCCGAACCCGAAAACGACCCAUGUGGGCAAGCUCUUCGCGCGCCAUUUCAAGGUCGAGGAGCAGGAUGCAUGGCUAUGUGCACACGUCGCGCCACUGUGUGUCGGCACGCCGCACCGUCUACAGAGUCUUAUGGAGCGCGGCUCACUGCGUCUCGAGCACACACAGGCCCUUGUCAUUGACUACACCUGGCGGGACGCGAAGCAGCGUACCGUGCUCGAAACGCCAGAAACAUGCACUGCCUUGCUGAUGCUACUGGGCCAGCGCGCAGUCCGCGACGCCCUGCAACGCCCACGGCGGCCGUGCCGCGUAGCAUUGUAUUAG
This is a messenger RNA of Malassezia restricta, 810 nucleotides long. RefSeq names its product putative subunit of the 90S preribosome processome complex. Lineage: Eukaryota; Fungi; Basidiomycota; Malasseziomycetes; Malasseziales; Malasseziaceae. The transcript has a single exon. Bases 1 to 810 code for a protein of 269 amino acids. The record is from RefSeq and is a predicted model, not a curated record. Gene Ontology annotation, cellular component: 90S preribosome; nucleus.